This is a messenger RNA of Drosophila suzukii, 8856 nucleotides long. The record is from RefSeq and is a predicted model, not a curated record. Lineage: Eukaryota; Metazoa; Arthropoda; Insecta; Diptera; Drosophilidae.
UACCCAACAGCAGAACAGACCGAACCGAGAACCGAGUCGAGUCGGAACGAAACGAAUCGCGUCGAAUCGAAUCGAGAGCCAAACAAACCACGCCAAACAAGCCAAACAAACCAAACAAGCCGAAGAAAACGCGUCGGAAAAUCGGAGGAAAGCCGUUGAGUAACGCGACGAUUUUAAACACUUUUUUUUUCGGUGCCCAGUGUUGUUCUUUUUUUUUGUUUGUUGGUUUUUCCACACAAAGUUUGUUUUCGUUUUUGUCGGGGAAAUGCGCGCGCGCAUUUAAGAAGUGUCGGGGGAAAACUAAAAAACGCAGCUGCCUACAGCAAGAACAACAACAGCGGUAGAUACGGAACCAGGAACCAAAGAAGAACCAAAGAAGUCAACUUGCAACUUGCAACACAAUCGUUGUUGCUUUUUGGCCCCUGAUCUUGGCGGCCCCAAUCCUUUUGGCAGGCGUCGGACGGAGCCGCUCGGCAGCGGCAGCUGCGGCGGCACCGCAUGGAUCAUGCCGUGAAGGCGACGCGCGGCCGCCCGCUCAACACGCUGCGCUUCGAGAACGACGAGCUGGAAUGCCUCUACCAGCGGUACACGCUCAAGCUGCAGCGCUUCUCGGUGCUGGGCGUGGUGGCCCUGGUCCUCGUCCUCUGCGGGGUGAUGGCGGCCCUCUCGCUGACCUUCAAUAAUGCGGCCACCUUUCACAACAUCUUCAAUGCGAUCGUGUGUGGGCUGUUCGCGGUGGUGCUGGUGCUGCUGCAGUGCUCCGUGAUCAAGGACCACCACCUGCCCACAUUGUGCUACGGAAUCCUGCUGUUCACGGCCAGCAUCUGCGUGGUGUCGAUGCCAACGCUGGGCAGCAUCUUCCCGGUGGACACCAAGGAGGUGAUGGCCGAGGGCGUCUGGCAGAUCGUCUUUGUGGUCUUCCUCGCCUACGCCAUGAUGCCGCUGCAGAUCUGGGAGGCGGUGGCCUUCGGCAUUGCCCUGCCCUCGGUGCACAUCAGCCUGACGGUCUACAAGAUAUUCACAGAUGCGCUGCGCUACCUGGAGUACAACCAGCUGAUCGCCAACAUCGUUAUCUUCAUCGGCGUGAAUGUGGCCGGUCUGGUGGUGAACAUCAUGAUGGAGCGGGCCCAGCGGCGCACCUUUCUCGACACGCGGAACUGCAUUGCCUCGCGCCUGGAGAUCCAGGAUGAGAACGAGAAGCUGGAGCGACUCCUGCUGUCGGUCCUGCCCCAGCACGUGGCCAUGCAGAUGAAGAACGACAUCCUGUCGCCGGUGGCCGGCCAGUUCCAUCGCAUCUACAUCCAGAAGCACGAGAAUGUGAGCAUCCUCUUUGCGGACAUCGUUGGCUUCACGGUCCUCUCCUCGCAGUGCAGUGCCCAGGAACUGGUGCGCCUGCUCAACGAGCUCUUCGGCCGCUUCGAUCAGCUGGCCCAUGACAACCACUGUUUGAGGAUUAAAAUCCUAGGCGACUGUUAUUAUUGUGUCUCCGGAUUGCCAGAACCACGAAAGGAUCAUGCCAAGUGCGCCGUGGAAAUGGGACUCGAUAUGAUCGAUGCCAUUGCCACCGUGGUGGAGGCCACCGACGUCAUCCUGAACAUGCGCGUGGGCAUCCACACGGGCCGGGUGCUCUGCGGGGUUCUGGGGCUCCGCAAGUGGCAGUUCGAUGUGUGGUCGAACGACGUGACCCUGGCCAAUCACAUGGAGUCGGGCGGGGAGCCCGGCCGGGUGCACGUGACCCGCGCCACACUGGACUCCCUGUCCGGCGAAUACGAGGUGGAGGCUGGCCACGGGGACGAACGGUCCUCGUAUCUACGAGACCAUGGCGUGGAUACCUUCUUCAUUGUGCCGCCACCACAUCGCCGCAAGCCGCUGAUGCUCAACACCCUAGGAGUUCGCUCGGCGAUCGGAAGUCGACGGAAGCUCUCGUUCCGGAACGUGUCCAAUGUGGUCAUGCAGCUGCUGCACACGAUCAAGUUCUCCGAACCGGUGCCCUUCUCCAACAUAGCCACCGGAUCCUUCCCCUCGGCGGCCAGCGCCUUGGGGGGCGGAGUGCAACUCGGAGGCGGUGGAGGAGGAGGCGUGGCACGGGGAAGCACCUGCGAGGCGAACGCCGGAAGCGUUCAGGUUUCCGAGAAGGGAUCCCGCAAGGAUGCGGUGAUACGUCUGCAAAAGAUCUUGCAUGCAACACCGCCACCGCACGGCAUGGGCUAUGGCAGCGUCGUCGGCAGCGGCGGCGGUGGUGACAGCGGUAUUUCCGGUUCCGGUGGUGGUGGUAUCGCCGGUGGCGGCAGUGGGGGCAGUGUCCAAGUGACCGUAGGCACAAAUCCCAACUCUACAGCGAGUACGAUUAGUCGCAUUCAUAGGCACAAUCACAAGAACAAUAAACCGCAGUCAAAGGUGGCGGACAAGUUCAAGAGGCCAUUCCGGAAGCGGCACUCGGUGGCAGCCCACCAUCAGCCCACCAAUCGGGUGAACCGGUUCCUCUCCCAGGCGAUCAAUGCCCGGUCGGUGGACUGCGACAAGUCGGAGCAUGUGGAUCGGCUGACCCUGCGCUUCCGGCAGAGCGACAUGGAGCGGGAGUAUCACAAGGAUUUCGAUCUGGGCUUCACCACGGCCAUGGGCUGCUCGCUGUUGCUUCUCAUCCUGGGUGCAGCGCUCCAGGUGACCGCUCUGCCGCGCACUCUCAUCCUGCUGCUGCUCUUCCUCUUCGCCUUCAUCUGGGUGAGCGCCAUCCUGAUGCUCCUGCUCGCCGUGCGACUCAAGUGGAUCAUCUGGGACAUCUCGGAGAGCUUCUCGCUGCGCAUGGCCAUCACUAUUUUCACGGUCAUUCUCAUUUACUCCGUGGGACAGGUGAAUGUGUUUACGUGUGUCUCGGACCAUCCAUGUGGGGGCAAUGCGACGAGCUCCUUCCAGAACGACUCGCAUCGCAAGUGCUCGCUGCCCCAGUACGUGUCCCUAUCGGCAGCCUUUGCCUUCCUAUCUGUGUCCGUGUUCCUCAGGCUGCCCAUCAUAUUCAAGUCGCUGCUGGUGCUGGGAAUGGGCACCAUCUAUGCCCUGUUCAUAGAGCUGUCGCAUCAGAACAUCUUCGAGUGCUACGACAACCGGGUCAACGCCUCGAUUCCACUUCACUUGAUCUCGCUGGCCCGCAUCGCCAUCUUUAUGAUUGCCAUUCUGGUGCACGGCCGCCUGGUGGAGGGCACUGCCCGGCUGGACUUCCUCUGGCAGCUGCAGGCCUCGCAGGAGAAGAAGGAGAUGGACGUGCUGCAGGAGUCGAACAAGCGCAUUCUGCACAAUUUGCUGCCCGCUCAUGUGGCUGCACAUUUCCUCGAUGCGCAAUUCCGCAACAACAUGGAGCUCUACCACCAGAGCUAUGCCAAGGUGGGCGUAAUCUUUGCCAGCGUGCCCAACUUCAACGAGUUCUACACCGAAAUGGACGGCUCGGAUCAGGGUCUGGAGUGCCUCCGCCUGCUGAACGAAAUCAUCGCGGACUUUGAUGAGCUGCUCAAGGAGGACCGCUUCCGGGGCAUCGACAAGAUCAAGACCGUGGGCAGCACCUACAUGGCCGUCGUGGGUCUUAUUCCCGAGUACAAGAUCCAGCCCAACGAUCCGAACUCAGUGCGUCGCCACAUGACAGCCCUCAUUGAAUAUGUAAAGGCCAUGCGACAUUCUCUGCAGGAGAUCAACAGUCACUCGUACAACAAUUUUAUGCUGCGCGUGGGCAUCAAUAUUGGUCCUGUGGUGGCGGGCGUUAUUGGAGCUCGAAAGCCGCAGUACGACAUUUGGGGCAACACGGUGAACGUGGCCAGUAGGAUGGACUCCACCGGAGUACCUGGCUACUCGCAGGUGACCCAGGAGGUGGUCGACAGCCUGGUGGGCUCGCACUUUGAGUUCCGUUGUCGCGGCACCAUCAAGGUGAAGGGCAAGGGCGACAUGGUCACCUAUUUCCUGUGCGACAGUGGCAACAAGUCGCUCAACGGCGAGGUGCGCAACGCCAUGUCCCUGCCGCAGAGUCUCCAUGCACCUGACUACUACAUGAAGGUCUCACAGUUCCCGGAGAAUCGCGUCAAUACCGAUACCUACAGCAAGAAGGAGAACGGUCACCUGUAUGCCGGUACUGGUGGCGAGGAGCAACAGCUGCUGCUGCAGCACCAGCACAAGCAGCUGGAUCCGCUGCCGCUGCCAGCACCACCGCCUCCGGUGCACCACCAUCUGCAUCAGCAGCAACAGCAGCGCCUGAACAGCAAGCUGCAGAAGCAGCCGAUCUUCAUGGCCAACGGCGGUCUGCCCAAUAUCCGGGAGAACGGCAAUGGUCACAAUGGCGAGCAGCAGCACGGUGGCUUCAUGGUGGCCACGACGACACCGUCGGCUGCAGUGGCGGUUCCCCUCCAGCCCCAGCUCCAGCUCCAGCACCACCAACUCCAGUUCCAGCACCAACACCAGCUCCAGCACCAACACCCGCACUCGCAUCCCCUCCCGCCAGCUGUGGCGGCUCCAGUGCAGCACCAGAUCCUACUCCACCACCAGCUCCAGCUCCAGCAUCAGCCCGUUCCUUCGGUAAUGUUGCGCGAGUUUAAUAUUAUUGAGAACCCGACUUCCGGUGGCCGGCAUCCGCAGAUGGAGCAGCUGCCGCCGCAUCACGGCAGCCUCGACCUAUCGGGAAUGGGUAUGGGAAUGGGUGUGGGAAUGGGAAUGGGGGCUGGCGUGCUAGGCGGUGACUGCUUCAUGAUGCCCCGGCGAGAUCGCGAUCGCACUUACGUGCCGCCCCUAAACCAGCAUGGCCAUCAUCCACCACCGCAUCACCUCCAUUCGAACCUGAACCUGAGUCAGAACCAGAGCCAGAGCCAGAACCAGAGCCAGAAUCAGCACCCGCCAUCGUUCACCAGCCUGGGCUAUGGCCAAUGCCGGGAGAGCGAGCCGCUAUUGCAUGCCAGCAGCGUCGCGCCGGUAGCCAAGAUCAUGCCCAUGCAGCAUGCGCCAAAGUACGAGCCACCACGUUACACUUCUCCCCACACCAUGUUGUCGCAGCAGCAUCAACAGCAGCAUCAGCAUCAGCAGGAGCGGCCACAGCAUCCUGCCACAUCCCAGGAGCAGCAGCCACAUCCCACCCAGGAGCAACCACAUCCCUCGCAGCGACAGUACGCCAUGUAUUCGCAGCAGCCGCAGCUGCCGCCGAAGCCGGCGCUGAGGACGUACAUGAAGCCGCUGCCGAGGCUGCCGGCGGAGCUGGAGGAGAGCCGCGACAUGUCCUCCACGGACGACCUCAGCUCGCGGCCACACUCGCCCUCGAUGAGCAGCUCCGACGAGAGCUACUCGAAGACCACCGAGGGCGAGGGCGAUGGCGACGAGGAUUCGCCGCGCAUCCCCAAUGGCGGCCACCUGCAGCACCGCAACAAUGGCUACCACCUGCCCGCCGGCGGCCUGGUCAAUCCGCUGCAAUGGCUCUACCCCUGCGACAUUCAGGUGGAUCCCACCUCACCGGUCGUUGACAUGGCCCACCUGCACGAUUUCGAGCUGAGCUCCACCACCGAGAGCCAGGGCCACCACACCACCAGCAACACGACGAGCAACACGCAGCACAAGGGCGACAGUUGCAGCAGCUUUGACUAUCAAAAGGCAGCUGCGGGAGCGGGAACGGCGGCGGGAGGGGGAGCGGGAGCUGGAACGGGCGUAAUACCCAUCCCCACCAAGUCGCCCUUCGAGCGGGAACUGCAGCGUCUGCUCAACGAAUCCUCGCGAGCCCGUUGCCUGGCCACCUCGACGACGACGACGGCAGCGGGUGGCAUCUCCACCACGGAUCACACGGCCAGCAAUGGCAGCCGGGAGAUGAGCUACUCCCUCAGCAAUGGCAGGCUGAGCUCCGUCAAUGGGCAUGGUGCCGCAGGGACCGCUUCCGGUUCGGGAUCCGGAUCAGGAUCGGCGGUGGGCAAUGGCAGCGGUGGCAGCGGCAGCAGCAAUGGCAAUCUCAGCGGCGGCAGCGGCAGCAACUCGAACAGUGGCAACAACAACAGCAGUCACCACAAGUCGGAUCAGCAUCCCCAAGCGGAUCACGAGCUCCUGGCCGGCGGCAAGUUGCCGGGCAGCAGCAGCUUCAUGAUCGCCAAGCACCCGGUGGGCUUGGAGGCCAUCAAGGAGAUAACGCGCAACAAGAACCCAUCGGAGUCAAGCCAAAUGCAAACCUCGGACACGGAAUCCUGCGAGAUCCUGCACGAGAACCGCAACCAGAUGCAUGUGCUGGCCAUGCUGGAGAUGCACUCGGCCAAGGAGCUCAAUGGCUGCCAUGUGCAUCAUGUGCCGCAUUCGCAGCAGCAGCAUCAGACGCGUCCGCAUCGUCAGCGACCGCGCUCCAAGGAGUUGCAGUACAGCCACGAGAGCCUGGACGGCCUGGAUGGAGCGGUGCAGGCGCAGUCGCAACAGCGCCACCCGCGAUACCACCAUCACCACCACCAUCACCACCAACAGAGGCAGCAGCAGCAGCAGCAACAACAGCGCUACAACCAUGUGCAGGAGCAGGAGGAGCGUGACGAUACCGAGGACAACCUGGCCGAUGAGGAGUUCGAGGACGAUGAAGUGGGUCGCGAUGUGCGACAGAAGCGCCUACAAAAGCCGGACCUCAACCACAAGCGGGCAGAUGGCGAUGGCGAGGAGGAGGAAGUGGACGCCGACGACGACGAGGAUGAUGAUGAGGAUGAGGAGCAGGACCAGGACCACCGGAAUGGAGGGCACAAGGAGGCAGCGCCGCUGACGAACGGCAGCAUGCGCGGCCUGGAGGCCAAUGUGAUAAACGACGAGCUGAAAUACGGGGCGGCCCAUCUUAACCACCAGUCCAUGGACUCCAAUCCGUUGGAGAGCCAAUCGGAGUGGUCGGACGACGAUUGUCGUGAGGAAGCCACAGGGGGAGCUGAAUCCACGGGCUACAUCACGGAUGAGCCCGGUUUGGAGAACAUCUCGCUGCUGAACGAAGCUGGGCUCACCGAUGCCGAGGGCGCCCUCUCGGACGUUAACUCGCUGUAUAACGCGCCGGAUGUGGACGACACCUCGGUGUCCAGCCGGGCCAGCUCCCGCCUGCUCAGCCUGGACUCGCUGAGCGGCCUCUACGACUGCGACCUGGACUCCAAGCACGAGCUGGCCAUUGUCAAUGCCUCGCACAAGAUCUCCAGCAAAUUUGGACAGCCCCCAUCGCCGGCACAGCAUCAGCAGCAUCCGCAACAGCAGCAGCAGCAGCAGCAGCAGCAUCUGCAGCAGACUCAAACCCAAAUCCAAGCUCCGGUUCAGUUCCAGUCCGCUGAGGAGCUGAGAGAGUAAAGAUUGAUGAUGGAGCGUUAAACACUCAAAACGUUGUUAUUGCUAUAUGCAAAUGGUGUCUAAUAAUUUACAAUAAACCAACCUAAACUAAAGUAAACUAAAGCUAGAAUAUAGGUGACAGAUAUAUAUAUAUAUAUGAUAUAUUUAUGUAUGUAAAGAAGCAGAGGCACUUAAAGCUGCUCUAUAUAUGGCACCCCUAGAUGUAAGCCCGUUUACUUUAAUGUGGCUCCAUAAUGCCUAUAUAUAUAUAUAUAUAGUGUAUGCAAGAAAACUCUAUAUGUAAACAAGUAAACACGUAGUCAUUGGUUAGCCGUCGCCAAUUGGCCCAGUUAAGCGUUCCAGUUACUACUAUCCCGCGUGAGAGAAAUCGAAAUUAUACUUGAUAUUUAGCCGCCAAUUGAGAUAUCCAAUGCUAAUCCAUGAAUUCAUCAUUUAGUGCGCUUAGUCCUCCUAAGGACUUUCUAAUUGGAAGGAGGGAAUGCCUCAUCCAACCCAUAUGUUAUUAAUGUACGAAUAUAUAUGUAUGUAUAUGUAUCAUUUUGAUAAUCGAAUAAGCAAAGAUUUGGCCUAUCACAUGAAGCCACAACCAAUGCAUGACAAGUUGUAAAUAAAGCAAAAUGUUAUAAAUAUUUCCCCCGAUAUUAUUGUAAGGCUUAUAAAUUUGCCCAUAGACUGCGCCCACCCUGAAUUCGAAUUUUAAAUUGUAAUUGCAAAAAAAAACUCAUCAAUUGAGAUCAUUACUUGGGAUAAUCGUAUUAGAGUCCCUUGUAAAAGAUACGUAACGUCUUGUUUCUUUAUUUUUCGAACUACCACGCUCCCUUAGCCACGCCAAGCGUCUUUGACCCCAUAUAUUAUAUGUUGCCUACUCUUGGGCUCAACCACAAACUGGCUUAAACCUAGCUUUUAGCUUUUGUAUUCCAAAUAUGAUGUUGCGAAUUUUUAAGUAUAAGUUCCAGAGUGCUAGACGGAGUGACUCAAAGUGUACUCCACUCUGUUGGCUGCUGCACAAUUGUCAAAUUUCAUUUGCUAUGCUACUUCAGUGUAUUCGUCUGUAAGAUCUGUACAUAGGAUAUUCAAAUGAAGAUAUAUAUAUAUAUAUAUGAAUAUGAUUUACAAUUACUAGGAACUUAAGAUGCAGAGACAAAAAGAUAUUCUUGAUAUUGUUGCCCCGACCCUUGAUAACCAAAAUAAAAACAGAAACAUAAACCAAACGACACCAAGCAAAAUGAAAACUGAAAACAAAAUCUCGUACAACUGUGCAAAUGAUAAAUAAGGAAAAUGUAAGCAAACAAAUCCAUAUUUUGUGUGUGAAAUUUAUUAAGUCGCCUUAGGAGCGUCAAAUAUUAUUAACAAAUAAGAAAACUACACGAACGCAAGUACAUUAAGCGAUUAAAGCAACAACCACAGCUACUGCAAGAGCUGCAAACAGCCCACAGAUAAACUUCUUAUGCAAAUAUAAACACAAAUAGCGCAGAUCUGUAUACAUUCAAUAUAUAUGUACAUAUAAAAAUUGAAACUGAAAACCAGCUGGAAUAAAUAUCUAUAUAUAUUGUA